UGCGUGAUGCACCCAACAGUGUUUCCAAAAAGUGUGUCAGCUUCUAUUUAACACGCACGUAUUCCAUUUCCAUGUGGUGUGAUCUAGAAUCUCUGCUCUAAAUUUGGAUAUCAAAAGGGAAUGAAAGCCCUUUGAAAUAUCCCAAAAAAGAAAAGCUAGCAAAGUGAGAGAGAGAGAGACUUACAGUGACUAGAGAAUUACAAUUCUUAAUUAGAUACCCUUUCAAAGAGUUUGUGCACAUCAUGGCCACUCGAAGCCUCUCCUCUAUACUUUCAAUUUCUUCUACUAGUUCUCUACGAUCUUUGGGUCGUUACUUUAGCUGGGGAAGAGCCAUUAAUAGGUUUAGUACCUCUGUUGCUAUUGAGGAACCAAUAAGACCAACUGUUCAAAUAGAUUAUACUCAACUUCUCAUCAAUGGACAAUUUGUUGAUGCUGCAUCAGGAAAAACUUUUCCGACACUGGAUCCUAGGACAGGAGAAGUGAUUGCCCAUGUUGCUGAAGGUGACACUGAAGAUGUAAACCGUGCUGUCUCAGCUGCCCGCAAGGCAUUUGAUGAGGGACCAUGGCCAAAGAUGACUCCUUAUGAAAGAUCAUGUAUAAUAUAUCGUUUUGCUGAUUUACUGGAAAAGCACAGAAAUGAAGUUGCAGCACUUGAAACUUGGGAUAAUGGGAAGCCAUAUGAACAGGCUGCCAAUGUUGAAAUACCAUUGGUGAUACGAACAUUUCGAUAUUAUGCUGGUUGGGCAGAUAAAAUUCAUGGUCUCACAGUUCCAGCUGAUGGACCUUACCACGUCCAGACCCUGCACGAACCCAUUGGUGUUGCAGGGCAGCUUGUUCCAUGGAAUUUUCCUCUUCUAAUAUAUUGUUGGAAGGUUGGGCCUGCUUUAGCUUGUGGUAACACAAUGGUACUGAAGACUGCAGAGCUAACACCAUUGUCUGCUCUUUAUGUGUCAAAGCUAUUCCUUGAGGCUGGACUUCCUCCUGGUGUUCUUAAUGUGAUCUCUGGCUUUGGUCCAACUGCUGGUGCAGCACUUAGUAGUCAUAUGGAUGUUGACAAGCUUGAUUUCACUGGGUCAACCGAAACUGGAAAGAUAGUACUUGGACUGGCUUCAAAAAGCAAUCUUAAGAAGGUGACUUUAGAGCUUGGAGGAAAAUCUCCUAUUAUUGUGUGUGAGGAUGCUGACAUUGAUUUGGCUGUUGAGCAUGCACAUUCUGCUGUGUUCUUUAAUCAGGGCCAAUGUUGCUGUGCUGGAUCUCGCACAUUUGUACAUGAAAGCGUAUACAAUGAAUUCAUAGAGAAAGCAAAAGCACGUGCAUUGAAACGUGUAGUUGGAGAUCCUUUCAAGAAGGGGGUUGAACAAGGUCCUCAGAUUAAUGGUGAGCAAUUCAAAAAGAUCCUCAACUACAUAAGAUCAGGCAUUGAAAGUGGUGCUACACUUGAAUUUGGAGGUGAAAGAGUUGGCUCCAAGGGCUAUUAUAUUCAACCCACUGUUUUCUCAAAUGUUGAGGACAACAUGUUGAUAGCAAAGGAAGAGAUCUUUGGCCCAGUACAGUCCAUCUUAAAAUUCAAGACUCUUGAUGAAGUGAUACGAAGGGCGAAUACAACUCAAUUUGGGUUGGCUGCUGGAGUUUUUACUAAGAACAUAGACACUGCCAACACCUUGACUCGUGCUUUGCGUGUUGGGACAGUAUGGAUAAACUGUUAUUUCGUUUUUGAUGCUGCAAUACCUUUUGGUGGGAACAAGAUGAGUGGCAAUGGGAGAGAAAAAGGGAUGUAUGGCCUUAGCAACUACUUGCAAGUUAAGGCCGUUGUUACUCCCCUGAAGAAUCCAGCGUGGCUGUAAUACCUUUUAUUUUCCAAACCGAUGCUGCCAAAUAUGCAUGGGAAACAGCACCAACGGGUGGGAUUUCAUGAAUGGAAAAUCUUAUUAUUGUCUAUACAUGAGCAAAUAUCUUACUUUGCCUUGUAUGAAAAGUUCUUUUACUUGGUGGUAAUUCAAACCAGUCUCUUCAUUGCUAUGAUUUAAUUUGUCUGACACAUUAACUUAUCUACAUCUUACAAUUACUCCUUAUUUUUGUGACCAAUUAGUUGCUUCACUUUCAAAACUGGCAUGUGGAUCUCUGAAAUUUUAGACAUUCUUGUGCUUUUCUGCCUAUCCCUACAUUAGUUACUAAAAAGUAGGUGGCAGACAAGGGGCAAAGCUCUUUUUGAGAAGGCUGCUGAGGCUGAGACCAGAGUAGCGUUCCAGCUUUAAUCUUGUACUGAAACCGCAUCCACAUGGUAUGAAUACAGUCAUAUGUGUGCUUUAUAUAAUCUAUAAACAAAAGACAAAAGGAAAGAAACAUGAGGAAGAGGCUAUUUUGACAGAAGUGUUGGAAAAGCUCAGAGCGUAUGGCCGUUAACUACAAGGCUAGCUGGAGGUUCAAGAACUCCUUGACACGUUUAUAACAUACAGUAUGCUUCAUUAUUGUUCCAAAAUACAAAUUUAAAAUUGACCAUUCUAGUUUCUAUUAGAUAGGUGAUACCGGGAACAUAAUGAUUUUUGUUUUGGUAUUUAGACAGAUGGCACUUCUUAAGUCUCUACAAGAAACAUUCUUUGUAUGAUUAGGAAAUCUUAUCAGGAAUUUCUAUCUUAUGACGUGAAAGACUGUUCUGGCGUAGUUUGAGGAGCACCGGCUUUUGCCCUUGUUGAUAUCUCAAGGGUCUCCUUUAAUCUUUCAACAACCUGCUCCAUAGAUGGUCUUUCUUUCUUAAGUGACGUGCAUGAUAGAGCCAGCUUAAGUGUUAGAUCAAAAGCUUCCGUGGAGUACUCCCCAUCAAGUUUAGGGUCAGAAAACUCUGCAAAUCUGCCACUUCUGCUAUGCACCCUUGCCUGGGAAGCAAUAGCAUUAACUUAAUUAACUUUGUUCAAAGAUAAAUCAAGAGUGGUAAAGGGAAUAUGGAGCAAUGACUGACCAUUUUACUCAAUGGCAUUGGCUUCUUCAGAUUCAAAUUAAUAACUUUCUUUCCGGAGACAAUCUGUAGAAUUACCAUACCAAAGCUGUAUACAUCAGCAGAUGAAUUUACUCGGUGGUUGCUUUGGUACUCAGGAUCAACAUAUCCAUAAGUUCCUCUAACUUCUGAACUUACAUAGCUCUCACCCAUGUCAAUGACCUUAGACAAUCCAAAGUCUGAGAGCUUGGCUUCAAAGUUUGCCCCCAGAAGAAUGUUUGUUGGCUGUAAAAGGAACAAAGUUUUAUCUAAACUAACAUAGAUAUUGCAUGUCUUUUUUUCUUUUUCUUUUUUUAUCGAUUCUUAUAAUUCAGUACUAUUAUCUUUUGUAAAGGUGGGCUUUUUCUCAAGGUGCCAUUAAAAUUUCAGUGCACAUGGGGAACUAGCAGGCCUUUUUUUAAGAAAAAUAACUUCAGUAGCUUAGUUCAAUGGAAUCUUUAGAGGUAAAAAUAGAGAGUUGGUUUUGUUAUGGUCCAUAUCUAAAGUGUAGGUAUCUUCCAUAAGAAAGUAUUAGUAACAACUCCAAGGAGAGGUUUAUCAACAAAAAAAAA
Messenger RNA from Quercus lobata, 3543 nucleotides. RefSeq names its product aldehyde dehydrogenase family 2 member B7, mitochondrial-like. The record is from RefSeq and is a predicted model, not a curated record. Bases 243 to 1844 code for a protein of 533 amino acids. Gene Ontology annotation, molecular function: oxidoreductase activity, acting on the aldehyde or oxo group of donors, NAD or NADP as acceptor. NCBI's taxonomy places the organism in Eukaryota, Viridiplantae, Streptophyta, Magnoliopsida, Fagales, Fagaceae. The transcript is spliced from 11 exons.